Closterium sp. Yama58-4 is the source of this 1476-nucleotide messenger RNA. The record is from the annotation of a GenBank genome assembly. Lineage: Eukaryota; Viridiplantae; Streptophyta; Zygnematophyceae; Desmidiales; Closteriaceae.
AUGGCGAGACGAGGCGCGUCGCCGCCUCCGGAAAGAAACACUCCCAAGCUUAACGUUCCGCAGCUGAGCGGUCGCACUCUCUCCAAACACAGCCGCGACAAUCGUCCCCAGAACCUGCGCGCCGUGCGGCCGUUCACUCAAACGGUCAGCUCCCAAAAGAGCCUUCACAAGGAUCGCAAAAUCGAUCAGAUCGCCUGGGGCGACGGGACGUGCGCCGACCCGCUUCCUCUCCUCGCUAGCGAGAUGAAUCUUCGCCAGCCGCCGUCAUCCACGCCCGCGGCAAUUGAAUGGCUGCUCCUUCGCGCGCAGGGCCUGUCGGCCGUUCUCGACGAACUUGACUUCGCGUGGUCGUACUCGCGUAAGCGCACGGCGCCUCCGCGAUCCCCGGCUGCAUACCUGUCCGCGUUCGAGCGGGAACUCCGCCGCGAGGCCCUCUACGCGGAGAUCCAGCAGCUCGAGACGAUGCUUCGCCCGCAGUGCAUCUUGCCCAGCCGAGAGCAACAGCAAGCCGGAGCUGCUGACGAAGUCUAUCCCCGCUGCAAUUGGCCUCGACAAGGAUCAAUUUUGCGUUCCACACCUGCACCGGUCGAAACCGCGGCAAUUGCUCUGGCCAUGCUCGCUGUGACCGAGGCUGCUCCCCCCGCCGCGUUCGCUCGGUGCCAGUGGCCGCGCGCAGUUGCCGCGGCUGUGGCUGGCGCCCGCUGCGAGUGGCCCCGCAAGGCUUCCGCUGCUCCUGCUUUCGCUUCUCGCGCGGAAUCCCCUGCGCUGGCUGCCCGUUGCGCCUGGCCGCGCACUUCACCCGCCGCCUCCUCCGGCCCCCGCUGCGCCUGGCCCCGACCGACAGCUCUCUCCGCACUCCCCGGCCUCUCUCCCGCCCCCACCGUCGCAACCAUCGGUGCGCACUGCGCAUGGCCGCACAAAUCAUCAUCAGCUGCAGCGGAGGCUCCUCGGUGCCUGUGGCCGCGCGCAACUUCUCCGCCACUGGCGGGAGCUUCUACCCCCGGCGCCCGCUGCAACUGGCCUCGUGCAGCGAGCGCUGUCGCUUCCGCGGAGACCGCGCCUGUUGAGCGCGCGCGGUGCGCGUGGCCACGUCAGGUGGCAAAUCCCGACGUCCAGGCGCUGCUUGAGCGGGCGCUAGUCCAGGCGGAAGCGACUGCGCCUCAGGCAGUGGAAGGGCCGCGGUGCGCCUGGCCCCGCGCGGGUGCUGCUCCUGCGCCGUCUCCUGCUGUUGCGGAGGGUCCCAGAUGCGCCUGGCCCUGCGGGGUCCCCGCCACCCCUGCGCCAACACCAGUGGAAAUUCCCCUUGGCCCCCGUUGCGCGUGGCCCAGGCAGACGGAGGCUAUUCAACGGUCAGCUGCUGCGGAGGAGCUUCAUGGCGAUAUGCUUCCGCAGAUUGCGCGGGAAGAGGCCAAGCUGGAGGCUGCUGGCCGCGUUUUUGAAAGGCGGCGCGUAAGGGCCAUCACACUUGGCGCGUAA